AUUGCAAGUGUAACGGACACCUCGUAACAUGAAUUAGUGCAUGCAAAGGAGAGAGAAAGAGAGAAAAAAAAAAAAACAUACAGAAAGAUAGAAAAAUAUAUUUUGCAGAUUAAAAAUGCUCUAUAUAGAAGCUGGCUGAAGAGAAUUUGAAAAAAUAUUGAAAAUUUAAACAAUAUUUUCUCAUAACUUGUAACUAAUUUCAUCGACCCUUUAUCUGAAAAUUCACAUAUGUUUGGAUAAAGGGCGAUGUUAUGUAUCUUUGGCCACUUUAUCAAAUUCAAAACAUACCUAAAAGGGUUGAAUUUCUGAAAUUUUAAAUUGUGUUAUCCGCUCCAAUUUUUGUUGAAAAAAAUGAGAGGAAUAUCUGACAAUGUUCAUGGAGUUAUAUUAGCUAUAUCAUCAAGUAUUUUCAUUGGAUCAAGCUUUAUUAUUAAGAAGAAAGGCCUUAAAAAGGCUAGUGCAACAGGAACAAGGGCAGGCUCAGGAGGCCACUCUUAUCUGCUGGAACCAAUGUGGUGGGCUGGGAUGUUAACUAUGAUUGUUGGAGAGGGAGCUAACUUUGCUGCUUAUGCAUAUGCCCCGGCAAUUCUUGUGACUCCUCUAGGAGCUUUAAGUAUAAUUGUGAGCGCAGUGUUAGCCCAUUUUAUUUUAAAGGAGAGAUUGCAUAUAUUUGGUAUUGUUGGUUGUGUCCUCUGCUUGGUUGGCUCUGUUAGUAUUGUCUUACAUGCUCCCCUCGAAAGGAAAAUCGAAUCCGUCAUGGAUGUUUGGUACCUAGCAACAGAAACAGGGUUCAUUGUAUACACAUGCGUGGUCAUAGUGCUGGUACUUGUCCUUAUAUUCCGGUUUGUGCCUAGUUAUGGGCAGAGGUAUAUGGUCAUUUACAUCGGAAUCUGUUCUCUGACGGGGUCUCUCACGGUCAUGGGUGUGAAAGCAGUCGGAAUCGCUCUUAAGCUCACAUUCGAAGGAAAGAAUCAGUUUAAAUAUUUCCAGACAUGGUUAUUUACUGUGUUUGUUACCAUCUUUUGCCUUUUGCAGCUGAACUAUUUGAACAAGGCACUUGACACAUUUAACACUGCAGUGGUUUCUCCAGUAUACUAUGUCAUGUUUACAACAUUAACCAUCCUUGCCAGCAUGAUAAUGUUUAAGGACUGGGAUCAUCAAAAUGCAACACAGAUAAUAACAGAACUAUGUGGCUUUGUAACUAUCCUCUCUGGUACUUUUCUCCUUCACAAAACCAAAGACAUGGGAAAUAGUCCAUCAACAAAUGCUAUUCUCCUUCCAAAAAACAAGGACAUAGAUAGUAAGGCAACGAGCGAAAACCCGAAAUUAACAGAUGAGGUUUGAUGAAAUUUCAAAAGGGUUGUGAUUUAUACUUGCAUUUUGGAAGAUAGAAGCAUUUCUUGUUGGAGAAAACAAUAGAAUUUUACUUGAAGCUGGCCAAAGAGAGGCAAGUGAUUUUUGACUGUUUAAAAAGAACUCUUA
Messenger RNA from Lycium ferocissimum, 1482 nucleotides. Its product is annotated as probable magnesium transporter NIPA2. Gene Ontology annotation, biological process: magnesium ion transport. Bases 352 to 1344 code for a protein of 330 amino acids. The record is from RefSeq and is a predicted model, not a curated record. Gene Ontology annotation, cellular component: membrane. The transcript has 9 exons. NCBI's taxonomy places the organism in Eukaryota, Viridiplantae, Streptophyta, Magnoliopsida, Solanales, Solanaceae. Gene Ontology annotation, molecular function: magnesium ion transmembrane transporter activity.